This is a messenger RNA of Symbiodinium natans, 4068 nucleotides long. The record is from the annotation of a GenBank genome assembly. Lineage: Eukaryota; Dinophyceae; Suessiales; Symbiodiniaceae.
AUGGCGGCAACGGAGCAGAGCAGCCUGACCGGAGGCCCCCAGCAGUUGGCCGGCAUCCAAGACCUCGAGGUCCGCCACGGCUUCAUCCGCAAGGUGUACGGUAUACUUGGAGUCCAGAUGACAAUCACGACGAUCAUUGCAAGCCUCAUCACCAUCUACGGCGCGAAUCUGGUGAAGUACAACCCUGCGUUGGUGACAUCGUUGAUGGUAGUCUCAAUGGUCAUGGCAAUCAGCACAAUGUGCGUCUUCAUGUGCUGCCCUGAUACGAUGCGGAAAACGCCUACAAACUACAUGCUGUUGUUAUGCUUCACAGUUGCAGAAUCUGUAAUGGUGGGUUUCAUUUGUGUCCAAUACACCGUCCAGUCCGUUCUCGUGACUCUGGGCAUCACGGCUGCGCUGGUGCUGGCGCUCUCCCUCUUUGCCCUCCAAACCUCGUAUGACUUCACUGGUUUCAUGCCGUACCUGUUUGCGCUCGUCUCCUGCCUUUUCUUGUUCGGCCUCGUGAUGUCAAUCUUCAGCUGGUGCGGCGCUCUGAGUUCUGGUGCUUUCCAGGUGUUGAAUAUGAUCUAUGCUGGUCUUGGAGCUAUAGUCUUCUCCUUCUACGUCAUCUUCGACACCCAGCUGAUCGUUGGUGGCAAGCACAACAAGUUCAGGUUCAGUAUUGAUGACUACUGCAUGGCAGCGAUCAACAUCUACGUCGACAUCAUUCAGCUGUUUUUGUUCUUGCUGCAGCUUCUGGGCGAGCGCUUGUGUUUUCGCACAGAAGCUGUGCGCAUUCCUGUGCUCAGCUUGACCAGCUUGACCUGGCUGGAGUGCAUGGCCAGGUUCUGUCCUCGAAGGCUGCUGGACAGAUUUGCGAUGGCUGGCAGGUCCAACAAAAGCUGUGAGUCUUUCCAAAGACGCAGCAGCUCCGUCCCGCCCAGUCUGUGGCAGGCUCUGGCAUCCGUCACGCAGGAGGUGGGCGAGCCUCCAUCGGAGCCCAAAAAACCUCAGUUGUCUCAGGCGCAUCGGGCCCUGGUGCGCCCGCAUGGUGCCCAGGAGGAGCCUCGUGGCAGGUAUCGGCAGGUGGUGCCGCAGAGGAUGCUGCUGCCCCUCCCUGGAGAUUACUUCAAGCAAAUCGCAGGUCCUGAGAAGUUGGUGCUCCUCAGCUGGACGACCGGUGCGCCGGCGGACCCAAGUGAGAAAGGGAGCCGAACCGACAUUGCAGUCAAUUUGGCCUUGUCCAUCCGCAAGCAUGCGCCGCACCUGGAGAAGAAAUUCGUAUACAUCUCCAUGGACACUGUCGCGCACAAGGUCAUGCAGGAGUACGGAUUCAACUCCGUGCUCUGCGAGGCGGGCCCGUGCCGCUCGAGGGACCUCAAGGAUGACAUCUGGAAGAUGCGAUGGUACCUGAUGCUCACCCUCACGAGCUUUGGGCUUCGGGUGCUGGUCGUGGACGCUGACAUCGUUUUCUUGGGUGACCCAACCAAGGAGUUCUUUGGCGAUGCCGACAUGGAGGUCAUGACGGACCAUUUCUUCCCGGGGAAGCACCUUUGGGAACCCUGGGUGCGUGUGGAGGACCACAUCAAUACCGGUUUCGUGCUCGUCAAGCCGACUCGACCAAUGCGAUUUCUGCUUGCAGACUUCCUGGAUGAGAAUUGGCAAUCCGAGCAGGGAGGCGUACGACGUGACGGUAUGGAUCAGCGUGUGUUCAACCACUUCAUCGUACGGCGCAUGGGUGCGGACAUCCCCUUGGUUGUGGGCCGCUAUGACGACAAAGUCUUUGGGCGGCCGCAGACUAUAGUGCCUGCCUGGCCGUGGAGACAGGCAUCCAUUCGGGUCUUGGACCCCGCAAGGGUGGCACACGGCAUGAACUUCUUCUGGCGACGAGCGCACCUCCUCGACCCAGAGAUCGGGUCCUUCCCAGCUGUGGCGCAUGUGAACGGCGCGGACCCGAAGGAAUACUUCUUGCGUGACCGGCAGGUGUGGUUCCUGGAUGACUGGCACGACCGGCUCAACGCUUCAGUUCGGUUCCUGACCUAUGACCACCCUGGCGGCCAAAGCCUGCAGGGCGACUUCUCCACCUUGUCCGCUGCGGUGGAGGUCGCCAAGCUGCUGGGGAGACGUCUGGUUCUGCCCAACACCAUGAACUGUCGCAAUGCGCCCUCGUACUACGCCUGGGGCUUGAAUGUCACUGUACAGAAAGAGACUGAGAGCGGGAACUGCACUUUCGAUUAUUUCUCCUGGGCAAAGAAUCUUCUGGAUGCGCAUCUGGGUUUCGUGAUCGAGUCCGGCGUGCGGCGCACGGCCGAGUUCCUCCAGCUUGUGGAGGCUGACAAACGAUUCAUCAAUACGAGUGACCAGAGAUUCAUCCAGGCUUUGCUUUCGAAUGAUUGCUGUGUCCAGGCAUGGCCACCCCUGCGUCGCGAAGGCCCCGUCGCUGCGCAAUGGUUGCAGCAGCUGCUGCCCGAACCAGCAGCCGUGGUGCACGUGGCAACGGACAUCUUGCAGGAGUGGGACUCCAUGACCUGCAUAUUCCAGCAGUUCCCACACCAGGUCAAUGUCUGUCGCGAUGAUCGGUAUGUGUCUCGCUUUGGCAAAGGCAUGUCCUUCUGGGGGUACUCUGAAAAGUUGGAGAUCUUCACCGGCGCGCGGUGGGACCGGAUGUCCACCGCAUGCAAAGACAGGAACACAAGGCAGCGUCUGCGCAUUCAGUCCAUUGCUGUGCUGGUUGCAAGUGCAAACCGUUUGGAGCCGAAUCUGCAGGAGCAUUGCAUGCUGGUGCCGGAGCAGCAGCCAAUGACCAUCUAUGGCGAUUCACACUUUUACUCGCCCUUCAAGGGCUUCAUCGCAGUCCAGGCCAAGAUCAUCCAACAUCGCAUGUGGUACCACCAUCGCUUGCUGGAACUCUUCUGGACUCUAACUCCGACCGAGCACCACCCUCGCGACUGCAACACUUUCCUGCUGUGGCGUGGCCGCUACGACCGGGCUUUCAAGUGGCUAGGAACUCGAGCGGUUCAGGUCAUGGUUGCAGCCGUCAUAUCAGGCCCAUUGUCAUGGGAUACUGGGCGGCCGUCCAGUAGUGUCGCUGAGGCUUGGCACACGGCAAUCAUUUCGCUUCGCUUCAUGCUGCCCUACGCAAGUCAGUGCCUUCCUGGCGGUCAGGGCGACAUUGGAAGUGAGUGGAAGUUACGGCAUGAUGUGGAGCAGUUCCGCUACCUGUCGAGGAGGCAGCUUCCAGACUACUACAGAUCUUCCAGUGGUGUGCUCGAGCAGUCUUCGGCUCUUCUGGAGAUGCUCUGCACAGCUUCUGCUAUUUCUGCUCAGGCCAACGCCUCGCUGGCCUCCGAGCUGGCGCAGCUGAAGCCCUACCUGGACCGAGCAGUCCACGUGCCGCAUCUAGAGAAAUUGGAGGGCGGUGUCCUAAGUACCAGUGCGAACUGGCUGCUGCUUGAAGAGACAUUCCGCAAGGAUGGCCUGGCUUAUCUGGACGCGGCACUUCUCCCGAAGCCCCUGGCGGCCCUGGUCCAACAUUUCCUCGAGGCCACCGUCUGGUACAGCCCGCAGGCGGGCGGAUCUUAUCUCAAGGCAACCCUCUUUGAUGGACUGCACGCCGAGCUGUUGCUUCAAAUGGCUGCAGAGCUUCCUGCUUUGUUGCCAACGGCCUUGGGCCCACAUCGGCUUAGCAACCUCUAUGCCCACAAGUACGAUACGGAGUGGCCAGGAUAUCCAGGCCUCGGAACACACAGCCUGCCUUGCUCUGUGGCGGUUGCCGUGUGGACGACUCCAGAUGCCGCAAACCUCGACAAGAAAGGUGGCGGGUUUGAGGUGUUCCACGCUUCUGCCGAAGAAGGCAUGUCUGCUACCGAGCGCUAUGCCUGGAUGCCUCAGCUGGAGGAAGAUCUGCCAAAGCACAAGCUGAUCCAACAGAAGCAGUUUGCAUCGACGCGGAUUGCCUACAAGUCGAAUCGCUUGGUUAUGUGGCGCUGCGACCGGCUCUUUCGCACGGAUUGGUCGCCGAUGCAGUGGCGUGGUGGGCUGAGGCAUCGCCGCGCCGAUCUGUGGCUGCUGUUCGGGAAUCGGCCUUAA